This is a messenger RNA of Paramecium pentaurelia, 240 nucleotides long. Lineage: Eukaryota; Ciliophora; Oligohymenophorea; Peniculida; Parameciidae. The record is from the annotation of a GenBank genome assembly.
AUGGACUAUUUGCUAUAGGUGAAAUAUAAAUAGUUUUUUGGAUAAUCAUAUCAAAAGAUGAUUAUUUUGAAAAUUCUUAAGAUAAACAAAUCUAUACUUUCCUCUAUUAAAAUUAGUUAUAAUCAAACAUUCUAUGAAGAACUCAAAUAAAUUUAAGAUUCAAUUGAAUAAAACGAUAGCAAAAAGAUACAAAAAUAUUAUACUAAUAAAUCUUAGAAAGACUAGACUGAACUAAGAUGA